AUGGCCCCACCCGAGCCAAUCAAGCCCCGCACAGGCAAGCGAGACCACACUGAAUUUCACUCGAAAAUCGGCCGCGGUUUCUCCUCUGACCAUCGAUCAAAACCGCCCACCGUCGACCACCCCUUCAAGAUGUCUAACGUCAAGACCGGCAACAAGCGCUCGGCUAUCGCCGAUGUGGUGUCUCGCGAGUACACCAUCAACCUGCACAAGCGAUGCCACGGCGUCAGCUUCAAGAAGCGUGCUCCUCGUGCCAUCAAGGAGAUCCGCGCCUUCGCUGAGCAGGCUAUGGGUACCAAGGAUGUCCGCGUCGACCCCCAGCUGAACAAGAAGGUCUGGGAAGCCGGUAUCAAGGGUGUCCCCUUCCGUCUCCGUGUCCGCAUCUCCCGCAAGCGUAACGAUGAGGAGAACGCCAAGGAGCGCCUCUACUCCCUCGUCCAGGCCGUCAACGUCAAGGACCCCAAGGGCCUCCACACCACCACCGUCGAUGACGCUUAA
This is a messenger RNA of Penicillium paradoxum, 495 nucleotides long. RefSeq names its product 60S ribosomal eL31 domain-containing protein. Gene Ontology annotation, molecular function: structural constituent of ribosome. Lineage: Eukaryota; Fungi; Ascomycota; Eurotiomycetes; Eurotiales; Aspergillaceae. Bases 1 to 495 code for a protein of 164 amino acids. Gene Ontology annotation, cellular component: cytosolic large ribosomal subunit; ribosome. Gene Ontology annotation, biological process: cytoplasmic translation. The record is from RefSeq and is a predicted model, not a curated record. The transcript has 4 exons.